AUGCACUACGAGACAUUCCCUCCACUAGAACUGUGUGCAUUGCUGCUCCGGAGGUUUCAGAGUACAUUAGUCAUAGCAGAACACAACAAUGAGACUUUUACACCCAUUACACUAAAUACUAUCACUGCAGCAAAACGUCUUGGAGGUGAAGUUUCUUGUUUAGUAGCUGGUACCAGCUGUGACAAGGUAGCACAAGAACUCAGCAAAGUGCAGGGUGUUGCAAAAGUUCUAGUGGCUCAGCAUGAUGUAUACAAGGGAUUUCUAGCAGAGGAGUUGACUCCCUUGAUUUUGGAAACUCAUAAAAAAUUCAAUUACACCCACAUUUGCGCUGGAGCAUCUGCCUUUGGGAAGAAUCUUAUUCCCAGAGUGGCUGGCAAACUUGAUGUUGCCCCUGUUUCUGACAUUAUUGAAAUUCAGUCACCAGACACUUUUGUGAGAACUAUCUAUGCAGGAAAUAUUCUUUGCACUGUGCAAUGUGAUGAAGCGAUUAAAGUAUUUACUGUACGAGGAACUUCUUUUGAGGCUGCACCAACAAGUGGUGGUAGUGCCAGUUUAGAAAAGUUAACCCCUCCGCCGCCUGUUGGUAUCUCUGAAUGGAUUGAGCAGAAGUUGACAAAAAGCGAUCGACCAGAGCUUACUAGUGCAAAAGUGGUUGUAUCGGGUGGGAGAGGCUUGAAGAGCGGUGAGAAUUUUAAGUUGUUAUAUGAUCUUGCGGAUCAAUUGCAUGCUGCAGUUGGAGCUUCCCGUGCAGCUGUUGAUGCUGGCUUUGUUCCUAAUGACAUGCAAGUUGGACAGACGGGCAAAAUAGUAGCACCAGAACUUUAUAUUGCCGUGGGAAUAUCUGGAGCAAUUCAACACUUGGCUGGAAUGAAGGACAGCAAGACCAUUGUUGCUAUUAACAAGGAUCCAGAAGCUCCAAUUUUCCAAGUGGCAGACUACGGACUGGUGGCAGACUUAUUUCAGGCGGUGCCAGAGAUGACAGAGCUCCUGAAGAAGAAGUGAGUGAUGGUGAUGGACCCUGCACUGCACCCGGGGUGUGGAAUAAUGGCAAAUAAAGGA
This is a messenger RNA of Haliaeetus leucocephalus (bald eagle), 1059 nucleotides long. It is a transcript of the gene ETFA, whose product is annotated as electron-transfer-flavoprotein, alpha polypeptide. Gene Ontology annotation, molecular function: electron transfer activity; flavin adenine dinucleotide binding. The transcript has 12 exons. Bases 1 to 1002 code for a protein of 333 amino acids. NCBI's taxonomy places the organism in Eukaryota, Metazoa, Chordata, Aves, Accipitriformes, Accipitridae. The record is from RefSeq and is a predicted model, not a curated record. Gene Ontology annotation, cellular component: mitochondrion.